This is a messenger RNA of Alternaria incomplexa, 2346 nucleotides long. RefSeq lists its product as uncharacterized. The coding region runs from base 1 to 2346 and encodes 781 amino acids. Gene Ontology annotation, biological process: double-strand break repair via nonhomologous end joining. Gene Ontology annotation, cellular component: nucleus. Lineage: Eukaryota; Fungi; Ascomycota; Dothideomycetes; Pleosporales; Pleosporaceae. The transcript has a single exon. Gene Ontology annotation, molecular function: DNA binding; DNA-directed DNA polymerase activity. The record is from RefSeq and is a predicted model, not a curated record.
AUGUCCGAAAACGCACUGGCGAUGAAGGAAGCCUACUUCAAAGAGCAAGAACUUUUGGAUAUCCUUGACGAUGAGCAUGACAUCCCGGACGCCAGCGUGGGUAGACUCGAACGCGCAUUGAAAGAUUCGAAAGCGAUGCGGCCCCCGGCGCUUAGAAAGCAGACAAGCAGUUUCCUUGGAGCAACACCGAAAGAAAGGCAAGCGGAGUUCGAGACGCAUUCGAGAAAACAACGCGCAAUCGAGCGACAAACGACCCAGCAAAUGACGCGUUCGUCUACAGCGCCUGAACAAGGACUUACAAAGAUGGUACCAGUCACCAAGCCGCGAACUAGGUCAUCAGCUGUCGUUGGCGCGAAGAGUACUCUGAACAGAGUGUUAUAUUCACCUGAGACAGCGGGCAAGGAUACCACUCCGUUUUAUAUACAAAUGGGUGACAUUCCGCGAGAAUGUAGAGGAACAAGGCCUAAGCCAGCCACUAACAUCGGACUGAAACCAGAGAGCCAACAGUAUUUCAAGGGCAAGAUCAUGUAUUUCUAUCCGAGUCACGAUAUUACCCAACCGCGGCGCUCUCGCAUACACAAAGUAAUCGAAUUUGGUGCUGCUUGGGCCAAGGAAUGGAAAGAGAAUAUUACGCAUGUUAUAAUAGACGACGGCUACGACGUACGCACGUAUGAUCAACUACUGCGGGAUCCGAACAUACCUGGCAUUCCCGAGAACGUUGCGGUCGUCAAGUUCCAGCCUUAUAUAACGGAAAGUAUAGAAUGGAAAGGACUCCGAGAUCCAAAUCAGCCCCGCUUCGCGAUCAAAGGUGCUCCCAGCAGGAAGGAACGCAGUGAGCUGGUAGUUUCAUCCCAAACCUCAGCCGCAUCGCAGAGCUCACUAGCAAUCAAACCGUCAAAACGACAGACUGCUGCGAAGGAGUCACAAAAGACAGACUCAUAUCCAACCGAAGAAAGCGUCCCCGCUACGCCGCCUGUAGCAGAUAUAGCUACGCAUAUCUCGUUCGAUGAGACUGUCGAGGACAGCUUCGUCAUGCCGUCUUCGAGUCCAACGAAAGUUUUGCAGCCUAAGAAUGUCGACAAAUUCAACGACGCUCUUUCUCAAGCGAUACUGGAAACCAAAGCUAUCGCACACCUACCGCUUGAGGAAGACGAGGAUGCAGGAUCUCCGGUAGCAAGUGGUGUGGAAGAUGUAGAUGAUUCAGGUACCGAUGAGGAGCCCAUGGUCGCAGCGCCUAAGCUACCGAAGUACCCAAACAUUGUCUCAAAAGCGUCUGCUCUACGCGACAAGAAGCCAUUCUACCAGAACGCGUUCCAGUGUAUGGACCCAGGUGCGAACGGCUAUACGUCCCAGAACCCGAACGCCCGGACUAUCGAGAUCCUGGAUCAGAUGUGCAAGCAUUACGAUCAGAUGCAGGACCAAUGGCGCGUGCUCAGCUACCGCAAAUGUAUCACUACCCUGAAGAAGCAAACGGUCAAGAUCACUACUGCGAAACAAGCUGCAGCCCUACCUUAUAUUGGCGGACGGCUCGCCAAGAAGAUCGAAGAGAUCGUACUCACCGAUCGUCUCCGCAGGCUUGAAAGUACGCGAGAUGACCCUCUUGACGUAGUACUCCGUUUGUUUCUCGGUGUCUACGGCGCUGGACUUGUUCAGGCCCACAAAUGGAUCAAGGCCGGCUACCGUACGCUAGAAGAUCUUCGAACCAAAGCGAAUCUCACCGAGAGCAACAAGGUCGGUGUGGAACACUACGAUGAUUUCAACUCCCGUAUACCGCGUGCUGAGGUUGAAGCCCAUGGCGCAGUUGUCAUUAGAGAGCUGAAGAAGAUCGACCCCAAGUUCAAAGCCACCAUCAUGGGCAGCUAUCGUCGCGGCGCAAAAGAUUCUGGCGAUAUUGACAUGAUACUUACGAGGCCCGAUAAUUCGCUUGCGGCUAUGCGAACGAUCAUCUUCGACCGCCUCGUCCCUCAUCUAUACAAGAUCGGGUUCCUGAAAGCUUCUCUAGCGACCUCCCGAUCCAACGAUCCUACAGGCUCGAAGUGGCACGGCGCCUCUUGUCUCCCUACCUCGAAGGUUUGGCGCCGGAUGGACUUUCUUCUUGUCCCCGAGGAGGAGAUGGGUGCAGCGCUCAUAUACUUCACUGGAAACGAUAUCUUUAAUCGCAGUAUUCGACUGCUGGCUCGCAAGAAGAAUAUGAGGUUGAACCAGAAGGGGUUGUAUAAGGAUGUGCAUAGGGGAAAGCGGGGUGAGAAGCUGAACGAGGGUGUUUUGGUAGAGGGUAGGAGCGAGAAGAAGAUCUUUGAGAUCCUCGGGGUCCCUUGGAGAGAACCGCAUGAGCGGAUCUGUUAG